Sesamum indicum (sesame) is the source of this 995-nucleotide messenger RNA. RefSeq names its product extracellular ribonuclease LE. Gene Ontology annotation, cellular component: extracellular region. NCBI's taxonomy places the organism in Eukaryota, Viridiplantae, Streptophyta, Magnoliopsida, Lamiales, Pedaliaceae. Gene Ontology annotation, molecular function: RNA binding; ribonuclease T2 activity. The record is from RefSeq and is a predicted model, not a curated record. Gene Ontology annotation, biological process: RNA catabolic process.
GUUUGGAUUGUGAUGAAGUUUGGUUAUAAAUAUGGAUGGCGAAGGGCUGAGACCUCUCACACCAAAAUACACCAACAUGGCGAAAUCCAGCUGGUUCAUCCUUGUGGAGCUUCUUCUAUUACUUGAGUGUCUCUCACAUUUGAGCAUUUCACAGGGACAGGGCUACGAUUUCUUUUACUUCGUGCAACAGUGGCCAGGCUCAUACUGUGACACCAGAAAGGCCUGCUGCUACCCGACCACUGGAAAGCCCGCUGCCAACUUCACUAUCCACGGCCUUUGGCCUAAUUACAACAAUGGUAGCUAUCCAUCCAACUGCAACCCGAAUAGCCCCUAUAAUGCAACCAAGAUUUCGGAUUUACUUGGCAAAAUGGAAGUGGAUUGGCCAACAUUGGCUUGCCCAACGAACGGCGGUACCAGAUUCUGGACUCAUGAAUGGGAGAAACAUGGUACUUGUUCCGAGUCAGUUCUAGACCAGCAUUCAUACUUUGAAGCAGCUCUCAACAUUAAGAACAAAGUUAACCUCCUUAAAGUCCUCGAGGAUGCAGGAAUCCAGCCAAACGACCAGUUUUACAGGGAACCUCAAAUAAGGGAAGCCAUAAAAGCUGGAAUUGGUUACACUCCAGCCAUAACGUGCAAUACUGAUUCAUCGAAAAACCGACAAAUAUUAGAGAUUUAUCUGUGUGUCGAUGCUUCCGGCAAAGACCUAAUUGAGUGUCCUAAGUUUCCUACUCGCUGCAAAAAACCGCCCCUUCAGUUUCCGAUCUUUUAAUUUAGUGACUUGUUAGCUCAUUUUAUUUGAAUAAACUCUUUGGAUUCUAUGAAUUCAGAGAAGUGAUUGUAUGUUGUAAAAGUUGUGCCCGUACCAGCACAGCUUAGAGUCAUUGUAUCGAGAAUAAUAUCAAUAGGUGUUGUUCCAUAUUGGACAAGGCGUAUUGAAAUGUUUUUUCUCGUACGAUUUGGAUUAAAUGUAUUGUGUGAUGCUGUAUUAGUCUUCA